Molecule: messenger RNA, 2754 nt
Organism: Scomber scombrus (Atlantic mackerel)
Lineage: Eukaryota; Metazoa; Chordata; Actinopteri; Scombriformes; Scombridae
Gene: nfatc1
Product: nuclear factor of activated T cells 1
Exons: 10
Coding region: 115-2718 (867 amino acids)
Biological process (GO): cytokine production; regulation of transcription by RNA polymerase II; calcineurin-NFAT signaling cascade
Cellular component (GO): transcription regulator complex
Molecular function (GO): RNA polymerase II cis-regulatory region sequence-specific DNA binding; DNA-binding transcription factor activity, RNA polymerase II-specific; transcription factor binding
Source: RefSeq, a predicted model, not a curated record
CCUUAACAACAGCUGGGGAAUAUAUAAACUCCGCUAUAUGGAUAAGGAAUCGCUCCCCUCUGCAACUGAACUCCGAGUUUGAUCUCAGACGUUGCUCCUUACCCCAAAAAGAAAAUGAAAUCUGCUGAAGAGGAUGCAUAUGGCUACACGCCAAAUGUCAGUCUCUCCCUCCCCCUGGGCAACCCUUGUCUUCCCUCGCAGUACCACAGCCUCCAGUCUAGCCCCACUAUAUCUGUCUCUGUCACCGAGCCUCAAAGUUAUGACACCCAGGAUGACAUGAGAGCGCCCGGGUACUAUUCAUCUUCAAACAUCCGCCCAAACGGAGCCCCGACCCUGGAAAGCCCUCGUAUUGAGAUCACAGCCUACGGUCAGUUUCCUGAGGAUGAGGUGGAGGAGAACAACCUUCCUGUUGCGAAACGAGUCAACUCCAUAGUGACGCUGACCCUCCCCAGUGCAGAUGGAUAUCGUGACCCCAGCUGCCUGAGUCCGGCCAGCAGCAUCUCAUCUCGCAGCUGCCACUCUGACGCAUCCUCCUAUGAAUCAAGCUACUCGUACAACUACGACAACUCCCCCCAGAACUCCCCAUGGCAGUCCCCCUCAGUUUCCCCCAAGGGCUCGACCCUCACCCUGCCAGGUGGUUGUUCCCCACGCCAUUCCCCUUCCACCUCCCCGCGCACAAGUGUGACAGAUGACACCUGGAUAGGUCAGCGUGGUUCCAGGCCCAACUCCCCGUGCGGUGCAAAGAGGAAGUACAGCUUCAACGGCAGCGGGGCGUCACACAAGCACUACGCAUACUCACCCAACCAUUCUCCAGGGCUGUCCCCACAGACUUCUCCUCGUCUCAGCAUCACAGAGGAGAGCUGGCUGCCAAACACCAACCAGUACACCAACUCGGCCAUACUGGCAGCCAUCAACGCCUUGACCACAGAUGGAGUGGCUGACCUCGGGGAGGGAAUCCCUAUGAAGGCCCGGAAAACCAGCAUGGAGCACAACCCAACUGUCAGCCUGAAGCUGGAGCCUGGAGGUGAAGAGCUGAGUCCUGGUGAGCUUUGUCAAGAUGAGCACCCCUCCAACCGCCUGCCCUUAAAGAAGGAGGGCUACUGUGGCGGGUUUCUGGAUGUGCCACAGCAUCCAUAUACCUGGCCCAAACCAAAGCAAUACGUCAGCCCAUCCUUGCCAGCUCUCGACUGGCAGUUGCCAUCCAGCUCGGGCCCAUACCGCCUGCAGAUCGACGUGCAGCCCAAGUCCCACCACCGGGCCCACUAUGAGACAGAGGGCAGCAGGGGAGCAGUGAAGGCCCUGGCAGGAGGACACCCAGUCGUUCAGCUGCACGGUUACAUGGAGAGCGAGCCUCUGACCCUGCAGCUGUUCAUUGGCACAGCUGACGACAGGCUCCUGAGGCCCCACGCCUUCUACCAGGUUCACCGCAUCACCGGGAAGACGGUGUCCACCCCGAGCCACGAGGCCUUGCACAAUAACACCAAAGUGCUGGAGAUCCCGUUGUUGCCAGAGAACAACAUGCGGGCCAUAAUCGACUGUGCAGGGAUCUUGAAGCUGCGUAAUUCGGAUAUAGAGCUGCGAAAGGGGGAGACCGACAUCGGACGUAAGAACACACGUGUGCGGAUGGUUUUCAGAGUUCACAUCAACCAGGCCACCGGGAGAACAGUGUCAUUGCAGGCUUCAUCAAACCCCAUUGAGUGCUCCCAGAGAUCGGCCCAGGAGCUACCGCUAGUGGAUAAGCAGAGCUUGGAGACGUGUCCCGCCCCUGGAGGGGAGAGGAUGCUCCUCGACGGACACAACUUCCAGCACGACUCCAAGGUGGUGUUCGUGGAAAAGGCUCAAGAUGGUCACCACCUCUGGGAGACUGAGGCCAAGGUUGACAAAGACGCCUCAAAGCCUAAUUCGCUCCUGAUUGAAAUCCCUCCUUAUCGGAACCAAAGACUCUCAACUCCCGUCCACGUGAACUUCUACGUCUGCAAUGGCAAGAGGAAAAGAAGCCAGUAUCAGCGCUUCACCUACGUUCCUGCCAGCGUGCCAACAAUAAAGACAGAGCCACAUGACGACUACAACGCCCCUCUGGUGUGCGCACAACGUGGACCUGGCCUGUCUUUGCACCCAAAGCCAUACUUCCCCCCACAGGUCAUGACCCCGAUGAUGACCUCUGACCUCAGGCCAUGUGUGGUGGGAGGAGCUUACUCUGUCAGUCAGCAGAGAUUGGCAGCAAAGCCUUCCUCACUGCCCUCCUCUUCCUCCCCGAGCACCAGCCCCAAACUACAUGACCUAUCACCACCGCCUUUCUCCAAGUGCCUCUCUGCCGUCCCAGCAGUCCAACACCCAGGCCCGCAGUCCCCGAUCCCGCACGUCUCCAUCAUCCAGGAGACGCCUGGGCGCUACCAGCCGAGUCUCUACCCACCCAGCAGCGCCUCCUCCUCCCCAGCCUCGCAGCCCUCCACCCCAGGCACAGGUCCCGAGGCGCCCUUCUCUCCAGCCCACUGCAUGACCCCUCAGCCGGUCAGCGGCAGCACCAGCCCCAGCGCCCAGCAGCACCCUAAAGUGCCAGAGAGGGGGCGCUCCUCUCUGCAGGAGGACGGCAGCCCCCCUUCACUGGCUGUCAGCAUCAAACAAGAACCACAAGAGCUGGACCAGAUGUACCUCGAUGAUGUCAAUGAGAUAAUCAGAAACGACCUGUCAAGCAUCUCCGUCCACAGCCACGCAUAGUUUCCCGUCACCACCAAAACUGACACAGGAAACCCU